AUGGCUGGAAAGGAGCUAGAAGACCAGACAAAGAACCUCCUCGAAGAUGAGGCUUUAUCUGGUGACUCAUCAGAUGAUGACCUGCAAGAAAUGGGGACUGGUGGCUCCAGGAAGAUCUUUUUCCAAAUUUAUAUAUUCAUCCUAACUUUCUUCACUUAUGCUACACUCCAUAUUAGUCGAGAGUCUUGGUCAUUCUUGAAAGAAAAGGUCAAAGAGAAGGAAUCCCCUGGAAUUGGCCUCAGUAGUGAUGACCUAGGCACAAUAGAUAUGUUCUUCUUUUUUAUCUACUCAAUAGGCAUCUUCAUUAGUGGUAUUUUAGGCGACAAUCUUAACAAAAAUUUAUUGAUAGGGUGUGGCUAUUUGAUAACCUGUGCAGCAUCAAUCAUGAUCGGCCUAGGCGGUCUCUGGGAUAUCAGAUCAGUAUGGUAUUAUGUAGGCUUCUUUUCACUUAACGGAAUCGGCCAAUCCGUCGGCUGGCCUUCCGUCAUAGCAAUCAUGGCCAAUUGGUUCCCAAAGAAAGGUCGAGGGUUCUGGUUCGGAGUCUGGGCUGCAAACCCUAAUGUAGGAAACAUACUUGGGACUCUUAUCUGAAGUCUUACUAAUGACCAAUUUGGCCUUGAAUGGAGCUGGACUUGGAUUAUCGUGGCUAUUAUCGUAGGAGUUUUUGGCAUUAUCAAUUUCAUUUUUAUGAUAGAGCAUCCUGAUAAGGUAGGAAUCAUCAUCCGUGAUGAACAAGAGGAGCGAGAAGCGAUGCUUGAGCAAGAACAAAGACCUAACACUUCUGAAGAGGAAAAUAUUAAUCUCACCCAGAGAAAUGGAGAUUCAACAAUAGAUGGGAAUCAAAGUCCAAAUAAUGAUGGAUUGGAUAAAGCAGCUCCUCCCAAUAUCAACUUUUUUAGAGCUUGGUGUGUUCCAGGAGUCAUCCAAUAUUCGAUUUGAUAUUUAUGACUCAAGCUAUGAAAUUAUGGGAUCAUGUUGUGGUUGCCUACUUAUGUUAGUGAAGAGCUCCUGUUUACCCCGAGCCAGAAGGCUCUUAUCGCUAUUCUCUAUGACAUUGGAACUAUCAUAGGGAGUAUAUCCCUAGGGUUCCUGACAGAUAUGUUAUAUGGUAAGAGAAUCCCAAUUUGUUACGUCAGCUUGCUUAUUGCUACUGUGUUUCAUUCCUUUCUCAUUUUCUUAGGAAGUAGUCAAAAAGUCCUGAUUUUUAUUGUGAUUUUCAUCCUAGGCUUUUUCAUUGGAUCUAUUUCAAAUAUGGUUGCAAGCACAGCCUGUGCUGAUAUUGGAAAGCAUGCUUCAAUCAAGGGUAAUGAAUCUGCUCUUUCAACAGUGACAGGAAUUGUUGAUGGCACAGGGUCUUUAGGGGCAGCAGCCGGCCAGAAAGGAAUCGGGUAUAUACAAGACCACGCAAGCUGGACAGCUGUUUUCAUCAUGAUGACUUCCUUUGUGUUUACCAGUUCAAUCCCAAUUUCAUGUAUUUUUAUCAGAGAAAUCAAGGAAAUCAUAAAUCUAAGAAGAGUUGCAAAGCAAGAGAAGGUUAAAACCAUCAAAUAGUAUAAGAUAUUAUCUUCGGUAUCUAUCCAAUUUUCAAGCAUUUUA
Moneuplotes crassus is the source of this 1596-nucleotide messenger RNA. The record is from the annotation of a GenBank genome assembly. NCBI's taxonomy places the organism in Eukaryota, Ciliophora, Spirotrichea, Euplotida, Euplotidae.